Molecule: messenger RNA, 1940 nt
Organism: Aspergillus eucalypticola CBS 122712
Lineage: Eukaryota; Fungi; Ascomycota; Eurotiomycetes; Eurotiales; Aspergillaceae
Product: MCT family MFS transporter
Exons: 4
Coding region: 456-1940 (494 amino acids)
Biological process (GO): transmembrane transport
Cellular component (GO): fungal-type vacuole membrane
Molecular function (GO): transmembrane transporter activity
Source: RefSeq, a predicted model, not a curated record
ACCCCACUUGAACGUUAUUUCUCCUUUCUCCCUAUUUUCUUUCCAUUAUUCGUGAUCUCGAUCAAAUCGAAGCAAUUUCCCGCCUUACAUUGUCUUAAACCACCUAGCCAACAGGCACCCACGUAUAAACCGGCUGACAUGUGGUGGGGGGAAAUUUCCAUGAAUGAAGGGAUCUCGCAAGGGGCCUCGUUGUCUCACAAACAUAAACGUUCCUUUUUAAGUCCACAGCAAGGACCUCCCCUAUGGAAUGCUCACGAGAAUCACACCGCUGGUCGACUCUUUUUUUCACUUGCGGGAAUCCGGGGUCAGACCUCGCUAUCUAAGGUCUCGAGGCCCAGAUCGAUGCCACCAGAUUCCCCCACGCCCAAGCCCCCAGUAUCGCCAUUCCAUAAUUCGCAGCACCAGGAAGCAGACACCCUUGUGACAGAGGUCAGCCCUAUUCUGCUGCAGAAACCAUGACGCAACAACAACAACAACAACAACAGCAACAACAACCACCGAAUGAGGCCAUUCCAGCCAGCGAUGCCGUGGAAGACGAUACUAAAGAGCCCUUCCACCUGCCGGUAUCUGCUUCAGAUACAAGUGACGAUGUAGAGGCGCAGCAGAGCGAUACACAAGGCACUACGACUUCCGGAGAAAAGCGCGGAGUGAAUCCAUCUGCAGGUUAUACUUCGGAGAAAUCCAGCGUCAUUGUCCAGGACCACCAACCAGCAUCCACACCUGAGGGGCCUCCAGAUGGCGGACUCGCAGCCUGGAUGACGGUUUUCGGUGGAUUCUGUAGCAUGUUCGUGAGUUUUGGCUGGAAUAAUUGCAUGGGGAUAUUCAUCGACUACUACCAAACUCAUCAGCUGAGCAACAUGUCUACCAGCUCCAUCACAUGGAUCACAUCGCUAAUGACAUUCAUGAUGUUCUUCGGGGGCCCCUUCAUCGGCAUCCUCUUCGACAACUACGGCCCCCGCUACAUCAUCCUCGUCGGCACCAUCCUCCACGUCCUCGGCAUAAUGAUGACCUCCAUCUCCACCGAAUACUACCAAAUCAUCCUGGCCCAAGGCAUCUGCAGCCCCAUCGGCAACAGCGCCCUCUUCCACUCCGGCGUCAACUCCAUCAGCACCUGGUUCGGCCGUCGUCGCGCCCUCGCCCUGGGCAUCGCCACCAGCGGCGCCAGUCUCGGCGGCGUCAUCCUCCCCAUCAUGCUCACUCGCCUCUUCGACCUCCUCAGCUUCGGCUGGGCCAUGCGCAUCUGCGGCUUCCUGAUCCUCUUCCUCCUCAUCAUCACAAAUCUCACCACCACCUCCCGUCUCGUCCACACCAGAAAACAAUACCAUAUCCGCGACUUCAUCCGUCCCCUCCGCGAACUCCCCUUCAUCCUCACCACCGCCGGAACUUUCUGCUUCUUCUGGGGCAUGUUCCUUCCCUUCUCGUUCAUCCCCUCCCAGGCUCAGCGCCACGGCAUGUCCCCUACCUUGGCUUCGUACUUGAUUCCGGUCCUUAAUGCAGCUAGUUUCCCAGGCCGCAUCAUCCCACCCUACCUCGCGGACGUCUUCGGACGCUUCAACCUCAUGAUCCUAAUGACAUUAGCAUCCGGGAUCCUCGUUCUCGCGCUCUGGCUUCCCUCCACCGGCAACGCCCCCGCCAUUGUCUUCAGCGCCCUGUAUGGCUUCACCUCCGGCACGGUGGUGAGUCUUGCCCCCGCGCUGGUGGCCCAGAUCUCUGAGAUCAGGGAGAUUGGUGUGCGCAGCGGGACAUAUUUCUGUAUUGUGUCGUUUGCGGCGCUCACGGGCACGCCGAUUGCGGGCGCCUUGUUGCCGGAUCCCCUGGGAGGAAGUUAUACUAAGUUGUUUGUGUUUUGUGCCGUGGUUAUGCUUGCCGGGACGGGGUUUUAUUGUGCUGCGAAGGGGAGGAUUGUCGGGUGGAGGGGGUGGUGGGGGAAGAGGGUUUGA